AUGGCUUGCGGCGGACAACUCGUGGACGUUGCUGCGAGGACGGUAGUUGUCAUUCACGGACGGGAUCUGCAAAAGGGAAAUCAAGCGGAAGAGAAUCCUGCACGUGCUGGCCUUCUUGCCCGGGAGCUGCACAAGCUGAACGUGCAUGUGGCCGCCAUCCAGGAAGUUCGAUGGCCCGGUCAUGGAGAGCGAGAAUUCACGGCGGUGGACCCCAUCGCCAACACCUCUUUCAAGUACCACAUCUACUACAGUGGCGGCGAAAAGGCGAUGCAUGGAGUCGGUUUCGUAGUGAUUGGGGAUCAGAAGAACCGAGUCAUCAAGUGGAAGGUGGUGAAUGACCGGAUCUGCGUGUUAAGAAUAAAGGGCAAAUUCUUCAACUACAGCCUGAUCAACAUCUACGCGCCGACGAACGACAAGCCCGAUGACGAUAAAGACGCUUUCUACGAGCGUCUCGACAAGACCUAUGGAGAGUGCCCAAGACACGACGUGAAGAUAGUCAUCGGAGACGCAAACGCGCAGGUCGGAAGGGAAGCCUUCUUCCAUCCUGUCAUCGGCAAGGAGAGCCUUCAUCCUCGCACGAAUGACAACGGCCUACGUUUGGUCAAUUUCGCCGCAGCCAGAGGAAUGGCUAUCUGUAGCACCUUCUUUGCGCGCAUGAACAUUCGGAAGCACACCUGGCGCCACCCGAAUGGCGAAUCGUGCACACAAAUCGAUCACGUUUUGGUGGAUGGUCGACACUUCUCGGACGUGAUGGACGUCCGAUCGUACAGAGGACCGAACAUCGACUCUGAUCACUUCCUGGUAGCAUGCAAGAUCCGAGCUAGGCUGUCGAACGUGUUGACCCCGCGGACUGCGAGGAUAGCGCGGUUGAACGUCCAGCGCCUCGCGAGCAGCGACGUUGCUGCAGAGUACAGUCGGAAGCUCGACGAGCGGAUCAACGAGGACGCGCCUACGGGUAACCUGGACGAGCAAUGGGGAGCCCUCCAGAGCAUCGUCAACACAACGGCUACCGAAGUGAUCGGCACGACCAGAGGACGCAAACCCAAAGGGUGGUAG
Messenger RNA from Culex pipiens pallens (northern house mosquito), 1056 nucleotides. RefSeq names its product craniofacial development protein 2-like. Gene Ontology annotation, cellular component: nucleus. Gene Ontology annotation, molecular function: catalytic activity. Bases 1 to 1056 code for a protein of 351 amino acids. Gene Ontology annotation, biological process: chromatin remodeling. Lineage: Eukaryota; Metazoa; Arthropoda; Insecta; Diptera; Culicidae. The record is from RefSeq and is a predicted model, not a curated record. The transcript is spliced from 2 exons.